AUCCAAAAGGGAUAAGAUGUCCCUGCUUCUGUCCCUCCACCUUCAAAAUUAAACAGGCAUGGCCUUGCGAGUCCACCCUACGAGCCUGACCAGUCCUUUCCUUCUCCCUUCUCCCUGCUCUCACUCCAACCUCUCCAAAAUCCCCCAUUUCCAAACCCUAAGCCUAAAAAGCCGAAGCUUUCGGUCUCGGAAACUCAAGGCCCUUCCCAGGGGAUUGCGCUCCCCAACGAUAACUGCAGCUCUCCCUCCCCUCGAUUUAAACGAGGACAACAUCCGCCAGGUCCUAAUCGACGCUAGAUCGGAGUUUGCACAGAUAUUUGAUUCCUCAGUCGGCAUAACAGGUGAAGUUGAUCUUGCUGAAUUAGAUGGCCCCUUUGUUAAGCUUAGACUUCAAGGCCGGUUUUGGCAUCAGCGAGCUAUAGUCCUAGCACGUCUCGGUAAUUAUCUCAAGAAUAGGAUCCCGAUUCAGGAUUAAAGACUGCCUUGAGUAAUGAGCUCAAAAUCACUUAUCUAAUUGACACAAAUCACUCCUCCUUGUGAUUGAUUGGUGGAAGUUCUACUCCUGUAUAUUGGGUCAGGUAAGUGUUGAGUCAGCUUAGCAUGCUCUUAUGAAGACGUUCCCACUUCUCCAACAAGGAUACUAUGGCAUUGUGCUGUUGAUAGUUCUUGGGUAUAUGACAGUAGCAGGAGUUUUGGCAUGUACUUGGAAGGAUCUAAUUUCAAGUCAAAUGAUACAUGUAAAAGGAGGAGUUUCAGAUAAUUAAAGUUAGUAUUCUAUAGUGAAAUAGUUUAUGUUGUGGUUGACUUACCAACUGGAGGUAGCAAAGGAUUGCUUUUGUCAACAAUUUCUUAGUUAUAUAGGAAGAUGAAGUUAGAUGCAACAGUCUUACUGAUCUGAGUUUUACCCUUAUGCUCUUGCAAAAACACCAUCACUUGCACAUUCUUCUGCUUUGUCGUAAUCUUUAUCAAAGCCACCUUCCAUUCUAAAAUGAAAAGUUAACAAUAAGAAGAUUGUAGCAAGAUCAAAAAGAAGAAUGCUUGGUAGCUCAUGUAUUACCCUAGUAAGGUACUUUCUGGACUUGAGGUGUGGAGAUAAUCUUAGAAACACAAAGGUGUGCAGUUGAUGCCUUUUAUCCUUUCUUCCCUUGCUAUAGAAGUUCUACUGGUAAAGUUAAGUGAGCAUAAGUGAGGAGAGUGAUGAGUAUUAUUAUGUAGAAGCGAAGGCCUACUGCUUCCCUUGCGUAAAAAUUAAGGAGAAAAUUUUGCAAAGCACAAGUACUAUACUAAUAAACUUGAUGUCUUGUUUGUGUUUCUAGAAAUAUAUCAAGUAAAACAGACAAGUAAUCAAAAAUAUUUUGCAUUAUCGCAUUUAGCACAAUGUCUAAUUCACAAAUACUAUUCCAUUAUAUCUUGUACUUUUAUGCUAUCUUGAAUUAUAGAACUUUUUGAUACUUUUACCGAAGACUUUGCAUUAAUACUUAGUCAUGCUUCCAUUCUUUUCUUUGUCAGAGUUCUAAAUCUUUCUUAAUCUAUGCCUACAUUAAAUUCUUAUACAAUAAUUUAUGGAUCAAACAGUUAUGAAAUGCUAACAGAAGCAAAAUAUUAUAGCAUUUAUUCAAAAAUGUUUGAGUUUCCUGGUAUCAACCACUGAUACAAUCAGACCCGUGAAUUUUAGAAUCUAAUUAGUUUUUAUUAAGAACAUGAUUGUUUUUGGCUUGUGCCUUUUCAUUUUGUUUUCUUUGUUCAAUCUACAUUUUAAAUUUUAUAAACAUAUUUAUUGUUUAUUAGCCAAGCUUUACUGAUGAAUGUUUUCUCAGUAAAGUUAAAAGUUGAUUUUCUCAGCCCACUCCACGGGCAUGCAAAAAAAAAACAAAAAGAAAGAAGAAACAAAGAAAGAAAAAAAGGUGCUGUUUACUUGGACUCUAUAUCAACUUACUGGGCAUCUAUACCCAUAAAAAUAGUCAUCACCAUUCAUAUGUAUCAUUUAAUCUUGAUACUGAUCAUGAAUAUAAUUUGAAAUAUUUUACUACUAGUUAAUUAACCAAGGUUACCUCGACUUCGUUUGGCUUAUAAAUCUGUAUCAAAUAUGUAUCCAACUCGGAUAUGUAUGAGAUACCUCAAUAUUGUGAAGUUCUAGAGUUGUCACUUUCAAAGAUUGGUGGAGAGUUGAACUCUUCCAACAAUGAAUUUGACCCUUCAUAGAAGUGAGUAUUUAUUCUUCUUAAUGAUUGGCCAAGGAUGUAGGUAUUGAAAUUAUUGGGAAGUUUGAAUGAGAAACAUCUUUAUUGUAAGACCUCAACAAACAUUAUCUCUGUAUUGUUUAUUUUUAAUGUUUAAACAAACGAUAUCCAUGGUAUAAAUAUAUGUAUAAUUCAGUUAAAA
This is a messenger RNA of Phoenix dactylifera (date palm), 2382 nucleotides long. RefSeq lists its product as uncharacterized. The record is from RefSeq and is a predicted model, not a curated record. NCBI's taxonomy places the organism in Eukaryota, Viridiplantae, Streptophyta, Magnoliopsida, Arecales, Arecaceae.